This is a messenger RNA of Agrilus planipennis (emerald ash borer), 1781 nucleotides long. Its product is annotated as acid sphingomyelinase-like phosphodiesterase 3a. Gene Ontology annotation, molecular function: hydrolase activity. The transcript is spliced from 9 exons. The record is from RefSeq and is a predicted model, not a curated record. Lineage: Eukaryota; Metazoa; Arthropoda; Insecta; Coleoptera; Buprestidae. Bases 1 to 1338 code for a protein of 445 amino acids.
AUGGAAUGUGGGGGUAGAAGAUGCAGAAGAUACUUCUGGCACAUAACCGAUUUUCAUUACGAUCCCUUCUUUAGUAUAAAUGGAGAUACUAGGAAAGGAUGCUGGCGUGCGGACACGGAAGGCGGCCCCCGAAAUUAUCGAAAGCCUACGGGGAGGUACGGCGACUACGGCUGUGAUUCCCCGUGGGAACUUGUCGAGUCAGCUGCGAGGAUAAUGGGCCAACGGCAGGCCGAUAACGUCGAGUUCGUCCUUUGGACAGGGGAUGCCAUGUCGCAUUCCAUAAGACGAUACGAAAAAGCACUUCAGUUAGAAUACAUGCAGAAUUUAACAGAUUUACUGACGAAGACAUUCAGUUCCCAGUUCGUGUUUCCCGCCCUGGGUCACGAUGAUCCGGGGUCACAGAAGCAAUUGGGUCGCAUGUGGAGUCGUUGGCUGCCCACCGAUUCAAUGAAGACAUUCGAAUCGGGCGGUUACUAUUUGAUCGAGAGGAAAACGCAUAAGUUACAGAUCAUUGUCCUCAACACGAACCUGAUGACCAAAGGUAAACAUGACGAGGACGCGAACAAACAGUGGGAAUGGCUGAACAAAGUACUGGUGAAAUGUGAACACCACAAGGAGACGGUCUACAUAGCAGGUCACAUUCCUCCAGGAUCCGACGAGAGGCAAGGGACUCUUCCAGACCAAGCUUAUUCCGAUUACUACAAUAAAAAAUAUCUCCAGAUAGUACGAAAGUACUCCAAGAUAAUCGUGGGUCAGUUUUUCGGCCAUCUUCAUUCAGACACCUACAGGAUAUUCUACGACGAGGAAGGUACUCCCGUAUCUUGGGCUUUUAUUGCCCCGUCCCUUACACCUCGAAGACUCCACGUCGGCCACAACAAUCCCGGAUUGCGGUUGUACAAGUUCGACAGGUACACCGGCGAGAUAAUUGAUUAUUCGCAAUACUACCUGGACUUACCGAAGACUUCUAAGGAAGAUCCCAACUGGCAGGUCGAGUACAAUUUCAGCAGUUAUUACGGUAUCAGUCAGAUAACGCCAUUAACGCUGCACGGAUUAGCAGAGAAGUUAACGCUUAGCCCGUUGUCAGAAAGCCAGAAAUUUACAAGGUACUUUCGGGCCAAUUCUGUUGGAGUUAUCGGAGGUUGCGGCUUCGGCUGCGCCCUGCACCACUACUGUGCGAUUACGCGUGUGGAUUUUGUAGAAUUCGAAAUUUGUAUGGACAGAGUUUCAGGUGCUCUCGCGUCCUCCACUGAUAAAACUUUCAGGUCCUUAUUCUACAGCAGGACGUUUCUUUUAACAGUGAUAGUGAUUCUAAAUGCAGCCCUUAUCUCAAUCCUAUAAACGCUGUGAUACAGGCACAUUAUUAUGAACUUGAGUCAACCUUUUAAAAGACUCUCAGUGUCUCUCUAUUCAAAAGGAAAUUAACUCAUCAAGUGAUAUUUCUAGCCGUUUAUGUUUACGUAUUGAAUAGGGUGAAACUAAAACCCAAAUAAUUCACUAUACAUACAUACAUAUAAUUCCUCUUCCUACUAACCCAUUAAUUUGUGUUUUUAUGAACAAAGUUUCAAAGAGUUGUGCAUGUAAUAUACUUUCACUUUGACACAGUGAUAAGUGAUGAAUGAUAACUUAGCAUAAACUUUCAUUUUGUACUACAUACUAAACACUCAUGUAAAUAAAUAUUAAAAAUAAUUCUAUGUCGAAUAUAUACAUACAUACAUCUGGUGUAAGAAAGAGGACAAUGAUUUAAAACUGUAAGAUGUAAAUAUAUUUUUUCCUUUUGAGAA